AUGGAGAAAGAAGAAGGGCUGCCCGAAGCUGGGGUUGUGAACCAACCACUUUCUUCGGAGGAGGCGAUGGAGGAAGAGUUAGGGAGAAGAACUCUGGCCAUCUUGGAUCCUAAGGAAACUGCUAAUGCAAAAUCCUAUGAGGGACCCAUCAGGGUCACUUUGAAGGAAGUGGCAGCAGAGAAACGACUUGAAAGGGCCAAAGAGAAGAAGAAGAAGAAGAAGAAUAUCAGAGAGAAGGGGGAUGAAGAAGAGGAGGAGGCCAAGCUGAAGAAGGAGAAAGAAAGGAGUGGAAGAAAAGAAAGCAAACGGGAGGAAAGGCGCCUGAAGAAGGAGGAAGAGAGGAGAAAGAGGGCUGAGAGUCCAGAGCUAGACGGAGAAUCCACCUCCGUGAGGGAGGACAAGGGGGAAUCAGCGCAACUAAGAGAAUCAGCGCAACAUGAAAUACCACAAACGAUUGCGAUUGAUGAAGGAGAAGAUGUAGAAAUCACCCCCUUGACACGACAUCGCAAGGAGAAUACGCUGCAAGGGUCAACCAUCGACCCUCCAAUUUUAAUAGAUGCAUUAGAAGAGCAGGAGAGGAGAAGAAAGGAGGAGGAAGAGAAGUAG
Benincasa hispida (wax gourd) is the source of this 606-nucleotide messenger RNA. NCBI's taxonomy places the organism in Eukaryota, Viridiplantae, Streptophyta, Magnoliopsida, Cucurbitales, Cucurbitaceae. The record is from RefSeq and is a predicted model, not a curated record.